Messenger RNA from Chelonoidis abingdonii (Abingdon island giant tortoise), 906 nucleotides. RefSeq names its product ATPase Na+/K+ transporting subunit beta 2 (gene ATP1B2). Gene Ontology annotation, molecular function: ATPase activator activity. Gene Ontology annotation, cellular component: sodium:potassium-exchanging ATPase complex. Lineage: Eukaryota; Metazoa; Chordata; Testudines; Testudinidae. Gene Ontology annotation, biological process: intracellular sodium ion homeostasis; potassium ion import across plasma membrane; intracellular potassium ion homeostasis. The record is from RefSeq and is a predicted model, not a curated record.
UUUGCCUUGCUCAUCCUCCGCUGGGGCAGCAUCUCCCGGGUGUAGCUACGUAGCCAGCGCUCCCCCUCCGCAGCGCCUUCCUCGGCCAGGGGAUCUAGGGGUCCUUCCUCCAGCCCCCCCAGUUCUGCAGCAGCCGCCCCCCCUCCCCACACCAUGGCUAGCGAGAAAGAGAAGAAAACCUGCGGGCAAGUCAUGGCGGAGUGGCGAGAAGCCAUCUGGAAUCCGCGCACCCACCAAUUUAUGGGGCGCACCGGCAGCAGUUGGGCCUUGAUCCUGUUCUUCUACCUGGUGUUCUAUGGUUUCCUCACGGCACUUUUCACGCUCACCAUGUGGGUCAUGCUGCAGACGGUCGACCCCUACAUCCCCAAGUACCAGGACCGCCUCUCCGUGCCCGGGAUGAUGAUCCGCCCCAAGACAGACACCCUGGACGUGACUUUUAACGUCAGCACCAUGGAGACCUGGGACCCUUACGUUAAGAUGCUGAAUGACUUCCUGGAGUCCUACAAUGACUCCAUCCAGGCAGCCACCAACGACGCGUGCCGCCCGGGCCGCUACAACGAGCAGCCGGACAACGGGGUGCUGAAUUACCCCAAGCGGGCCUGCCAGUUCAACCGCACGGUGCUGGGCAACUGUUCCGGCCUCAACGACCCCACCCACUACGGCUACGCCGAUGGCCAGCCUUGCAUCCUCAUCAAGAUGAACCGGGUCAUCAACUUCUUUGCAGGGGCCAACCAGACCAUGAACGUCACCUGUGCCGCGAAGGUGAGACACCCCCCCACACACCCCACUCUGUUGCCCCCCCCUUCCAUCACCCCCUCACCCUUUUUCUCUUCAUUAACUCACCUUCCUUGUCUCUCUCCGGAUCUUCCCGCCCACAGAGGCCCAUUUCCAAACUCCAGGCGGUAA